Molecule: messenger RNA, 2109 nt
Organism: Erinaceus europaeus (western European hedgehog)
Lineage: Eukaryota; Metazoa; Chordata; Mammalia; Eulipotyphla; Erinaceidae
Gene: ETV7
Product: ETS variant transcription factor 7
Exons: 9
Coding region: 233-1240 (335 amino acids)
Biological process (GO): regulation of transcription by RNA polymerase II; cell differentiation
Cellular component (GO): nucleus
Molecular function (GO): DNA-binding transcription factor activity, RNA polymerase II-specific; sequence-specific DNA binding
Source: RefSeq, a predicted model, not a curated record
CCCGCGCCGCCUCCCAGUGCCCAGCCCGCGAUUUGGGAAAGGGGUGGAGAGCGCUCGACCAGUGCCCAGCAGCUGCAGGCCGAGGAGCGCUCGCCAGGGAAAGCCAGGUGCUCCUCGCCUCCACCUGUAAUGCAGGCCUAGGAUCCUCAGAAGCCACCCCAAGAGCUUGACCCUUGUCCUACUUACCAAGCCUUUCUCCACCUCCCUGUCUCCAAGAUCCAAGGAGGGGCCUAUGACUGGUUCUCCUGUGAACCAUAGGGCAGCCACACCACCUCCAGGCAUCCAGGCUCAAACCAGAUGUGAAGCUCAAGUGAACUUGUUGGGUGAUGGGGGGAUCUGCAAGCUUCCAGGAAGACUACGUAUCCAGCCGGUGCUCUGGAGCCGGGAGGACGUGCUGCACUGGCUGCGCUGGGCAGAGCAGGAGUACUCUCUGCGGCGCAUUCGCGAGCACAGAUUCGAGAUGAAUGGCCGCGCCCUCUGCAUUCUCACCAAGGAUGACUUCCGACUGAGGGCGCCGGGUUCAGGCGACGUCCUGUACGAGCUGCUCCAGUACAUCAAGACCCAGCGGCGAGCCCUGGUGUGCAGGCCAUUUUUUGGAGGGACCUUCAGGCAGAAGAUGCCUCCUGGACACCACCCCUGCCCCCUGCAAGAGACCAGGCCCUCACAGGUAUCCUUCAGAAGGGAUCCUCUUCAGCAGCCAUCAGAUCUGGGUCUGGUCAGCUCCUGGAACACUAUGGAUACCCCCAGCCUGGUCAGGUGGCCCCUCAGCAAGGAGGACUCCUUCAGCUUAGCUCACUGUGAGGAGCUGGGCUGCAGAACUGAUGGCGUAUGCUCCUUCCCUGCCAUGCCACAGGCCCCCCUGGAUGGCAGGAUUGCAGACUGCAGGCUGCUGUGGGAUUAUGUGUACCAGCUGCUCUCUGAUGCCAGGUACGAGCCAUAUAUCAGGUGGGAAGACAAGAACGCCAAGAUCUUCCGAGUUGUGGAUCCAAACGGGCUCGCCAGGCUCUGGGGAAACCACAAGAACCGGGUGAACAUGACCUACGAGAAGAUGUCUCGUGCACUGCGCCACUACUAUAAGCUGAAUAUCAUCAAAAAGGAACCUGGGCAGAAGCUGCUGUUUAGAUUUCUGAAGACCCCUGGGAAGGUAAUCCAGGACCAGGGUAGCCGACUGAAGCAGCAGGAGAGCCCAGAGCAAGACAGGCUGGACUUCACGGAGACGAUGCUGGCAGUAUCUCCCUGAGGAGCAGGUGGACUUAUGGGCAUGUGGCUUCAGGCACCGGGCAGUGCAGGUGCAGAGAUGGAGGCUCCCAGGAAGGCAGCCUGUAGCAUGGAGGCCUCCGAACUCCUCCAGGGCUGCAGGGACUCAGCCGGGAUUUACACAUGCUCGUGGGCAUCUUAACAACUGUAUCAGACCAGUCAUCUGCCAGGGUGAGAUGGGGCUGAGGAUUGGUUGGUCUCACACUGCAGGGGGCACCAUGCUAGAAGGAGGGAAACCCUGGGCCUAGGUGAGGGCACAGGGAGUAUACCAUGUUCCUGCCUGACCUACACAGCCAUGAGAGUACCCACACAGCUCCUUCCAGGUAGAAGAGAAGCCAGCAGAGACCCCCUCACUGGGGCAUGCAUGUCAUCACCUGCCCUCCCUCAGGGGGCUGAUGCACUCCAUGGAGAAAUGCUCUGGAAUUCCAGUGACCACAGCUGGCACUUGAGUGCUCCCUGUGCCAACGGUCCUGCCUGCAUGAAAUCUCACAUUCACACACUUCUGACUUUCAGCUGUGGGGAAACAGAGACCCAGGCUUGCAGAGCUGGGAUGCUGCUUCAGAGCUCAACGCUGCUCCCUGUUUCUCUUUGGUGCUUUUGAAUAUUCAUUAUGACUCUGAACACAAAUGUAGGGUUCAGGGGAACCAAGCUCCCUGUGCAGUCAGAAAUUUAACUGGUAGGUACACUCAGUUGAGAGGACACCUUACCAUGCACAAGAAACAGGGUUUAGGCCCCUGGUCCCUACCUGCAGGGGAGAAGCUUCACAAGAGGUGAAGCAGUGCUGCAGAUGCCUCUCUUUCCUUCUUUAUCUCCCCUUCUAUCUCAGUUUCUCUCUGUAUCUAAUAAAUAAAU